Drosophila willistoni is the source of this 452-nucleotide messenger RNA. Its product is annotated as beta-1,3-glucan-binding protein 2. Gene Ontology annotation, molecular function: carbohydrate binding. The transcript has a single exon. The coding region runs from base 39 to 341 and encodes 100 amino acids. The record is from RefSeq and is a predicted model, not a curated record. NCBI's taxonomy places the organism in Eukaryota, Metazoa, Arthropoda, Insecta, Diptera, Drosophilidae.
UACGUCUACCUUUGAUCUUUACUUUGUUGCUGGUGGUGAUGAGCGGGGCCUAUAAGGUGCCCAAUGCCAGGGUCCAGAAGCUGUGUCCCAACGGAUUUAAGGUAUCGAUACCACAUGAGUCGGGUAUCUCAUUAUUCGCUUUCCACGGCAAAUUGAAUGAGAAAAUGAAUGGUUUGGAGGCUGGAACUUGGUCCCAGGAUAUAACCAGAUCCGAGGGAGGACGCUGGACUUUCACGAACACAAAUACUCGUUUAAAAGGCGGCGAUACCCUAUACUUUUGGACCUAUGUUCUUAAGGAUGGCAUUGGCUAUCGGCAGGAUAAUGGCAUCCAUGUAUUUUAAGAAUUUCAUUUGUAUUUGAUUCUGCACCAAAAGGAAAAAUUGUCCAUCAAUUAUUACAUAGUUAACAAAAUUUGUUGUAUAGUGUUUAAUAAACAAAUUUUGUUUAAAGUA